GGGGGUGUGUGGAGCAAAGCAAAGCAAAGCAAAGCUAGGAGCAGCAAGGAGAAAGUCGGGGAGGGAUUAUCGGUUAACUAUGCUUAUCUGCAUGUGAUAUGGUUGCGGACUAAAGUGUCCAAACUGCUUUCUCUUGCUCUUGGGCUAAGCGGUUUGUCAGCUCGGUUGCCACAUGAAGGCCUGAGCCAAUCUAACUUUAAGUUAGCAGUCUGACGUUAGCUCCUGCUGUUAGCUAACUCCUGCUUGUGACUUCAAGCAACUUGUCAACAGCCGAUCGAUCCUGGACGGGACUCAGGACUGCUUUCCCUACUUGUUUAUUCUAGCCUGUUGACAAUUUCUCGCGCAGCAAAAAUCUUCUCAACCAGCAUCACUAUUGGGAGAGUCUUUCAUUCUUCAGCAGUUGGGCUAUGAUGCCAACGUGACAGGAGGGGAUCCGCUGAGUCAGCUCCAACAGGAACCAUGGAAUGGUUUCAGCAAACUGCUACAGAGCAGCACGAAAGGGUGAACGGCUACUGCAAACCCAGAUCCCCCCAGCAGACAGCUGAUGUCAGGUGGACGCUACCGGAAGCAGAGUCUGGCGGUUCAGACAGCUCUGGGGGGACAGAACUGCAAGAGUUGAAAGUGAGAGAAAGUGAGGAUGAGGAAGACAAAGAGGAGAAAGAGGUAGUUCCUAGCUCUAAACGUCAGAAGGUGGACCAGACCAAAAAAGAAAAACAGAGUCUGGAUCAGGAGAAUAGCAAGCAAGACAGCAGUGCAACAUCCAGUUACACAGACCUGUCACAUACCUCAUCGCCCUCGCUGUCAGAACAGCUGCGUCUUGGCCGAGAAGACAGCACAGGAUCUGGGAUCAGUGUGGAGUGUAAGGUCUGUGGGGACAAAGCCUCUGGAUUCCACUAUGGUGUGCAUGCCUGUGAGGGUUGCAAGGGCUUUUUCCGACGAACUGUGCGAAUGAAACUGGAAUACGAUCGCUGUGAGCGUUCUUGCAAGAUUCAGAAGAAGAAUCGUAACAAGUGCCAAUAUUGUCGAUUCCAGAAGUGCCUGUCUUUGGGAAUGUCCCAUGAUGCGAUUCGAUAUGGACGUAUGCCUGAGGCGGAGAGAAAGAAGCUGGUGGCAGGUCUGCUUGCCGAAGAACUGAAUCUGGGCAAACCAGGUGGCUCAGACUUGAAGACCUUGGCCAAGCAAGUCAACACAGCCUACCUGAAGAAUCUCAGCAUGACUAAGAAGAGGGCCCGCAGCAUCCUGACAGGCAAAACCAGCAGCACCUCGCCAUUUGUGAUCUAUGAUGUGGACACGCUCUGGAAGGCAGAAAGUGGUUUGGUAUGGAGCCAGUUAGUUCCAGGUGCACCGUUGACCAAGGAGAUUGGGGUCCAUGUUUUCUACCGCUGUCAGUGCACCACAGUGGAGACUGUGCGAGAACUCACUGAGUUUGCCAAGUGUAUUCCAGGGUUUGUGGACCUCUUCCUUAAUGACCAGGUGACUUUGCUGAAGUAUGGUGUGCAUGAGGCUAUUUUUGCCAUGCUGCCCUCUCUCAUGAACAAAGAUGGGCUGUUGGUCGCCAAUGGUAAAGGCUUCGUGACCCGGGAGUUUCUGCGCAGCUUAAGAAAGCCCUUUAGUGAGAUCAUGGAGCCCAAGUUUGAGUUUGCUGUCAAGUUUAAUGCUCUGGAGCUGGAUGACAGUGACCUGGCUCUGUUUGUUGCUGCCAUUAUUCUCUGUGGAGAUCGUCCUGGGCUAAUAAACGUGAAGCAGGUGGAGCAGAGUCAGGACAACAUCCUACAAGCCCUGGACCUCCACUUGCAGGCAAACCACUCUGACUCAGUCUACCUCUUCCCCAAGCUGCUGCAGAAGAUGGCCGACCUCCGUCAGCUGGUUACAGAGAAUGUUCACCUUGUCCAAAAGAUCAAAAAGACUGAGUCGGAGACCUCACUUCACCCUCUACUACAGGAGAUCUACAAAGACAUGUAUUAGUAUUCUCCAGCACAGACUGCUUUUAGCAAUACUGUUACAGACUGAAUUUACAUUUACACUGCGUUCAGUACAAGCACUGUUCCACUUACAGGCAUGGAUUUUAACAUGCAGAUGAGGCAAAGUCAUGUGGUAGGGCUAACACAAUCAGCAAAGUCUUCUCAAUGUCAGCAUUACCCUCAGCACAGCAAUGUGUGUGUGCGUGGUGUGUGUAUGUGUGAGUUUGUGUGUGUGAGAUGAGCAUCUGGAAUCAUUUGCUGCAAGUCCUAGUUUCCCACAACGGUCACUUAACAGAGAGAAUGAUAUGUUUUCUCACCAAGGCUGCUCCUAUUACAGUCUAAUAGCAAAACUGACCCCAGAGCAGUGUCUAGAGAGAGUUUCUCCUCGCGUGUGAAGGGAAAGUGUUUCAUGUUCUUUCACCAGUGGCGUAAGUUGAAACGGAGAAGAGUCGUCAACUUUUACUGUGCAACAUUUUGUUAUUAUGCCAAUGUCUUUGAUCAAGUGAUUGUUCUCAGACUUUUGGUACAGCUGUUUUUUGUUUACAUCAUUCUAAUUAUUAUCAUCGUCACCAAUGAUUGCUACUUUGCCAUUUGGUUUAUAGAACACAAACUGGGCUGGCUCCAGCAGUGUAGAGCUCUCUCAAAGCAGCUCUCUGUGCAAUACCAUUGCCAUUUGUCAAUAAAUGUGGAGAUCCAAGUUAUGUAGGUUUUGUCUUAAAGCCAUCUACCUAAGUGGUAACUAAUGGACUAUGCUGCACAGAUUAUGUUUCUGAAGCUGACACUAUGAACACAUGACCCAUUGAAGUACAAGGGACCGCAUGUUUUUUUUUCUUUUUUUCCUUAUUUUGACAUGCAAAUUAUCAUGAACUUGCCAUUUUAAGGUUUUUCUUAGUUUUUUCUUUGUAAUUAUGUUACUAAUUAUUUGUAAUUGUUGAUCAUAUUUGUAAGGGCAAAACAUGAAUUAUCAUGUUUUAUGUAUUGUACGUAUAUCUGUGGCUUUCGUAUUACUUGCCUGCCCGUUUAGUUUAGGUUGCACCACAUAUAUCGUCAGGCUUACCAACUAGCUUUUCCUUGAUGAGGAAUUGGGAUUUCAUGCCUUAGCAGGAUUUACCUAAAACCAGCAUACUGUAUCAUGAUGUCGUGAAUGGGAAAAUUAAUGAUGAUGAUUAGAAAUUAACAUCCAGCAUUCGGUAUGAUAAGUCGUUUCUGUAUUCACCCAAGAUGUAACAGCCCUCGGUUACUACCCUUUUUGUGUACAGUCUUUAUUUGUGUUGUUAGGAGGGGCACAAGUGUAACAGCCUUAUAAUACUUUAGCCAGAAUUCAUACAUUUCCAACUGUGUUUUCCACAUAUUCUGUAGGUCCUCGUUGUUGUUUUUUUUUCUCCAUUGUACUAAUUCUGAAUGGACUGCAUUAUGUCAGCACCAGUGCACACAGUCCACCUUCAAAAGUCUCCUCUUGUGCUCUUAUUCUGUCUUGAUCCCUAUCUACCUCUAAUGUAUGAUCUGUGACAUUAUUCCACUGUCUCAUCUAAUCUUUGACAUUUUUAUUUGCCUUAAUUUCCUGCUAUUGGUACACAUUGCAAAUUUGAUAUUAUUGGCUGAUGUGCAGUGUGCCAAGACAGUAAAGCGUGUGGAUGGAUAAAAAGAAAGGUCACCAAAA
Scatophagus argus is the source of this 3621-nucleotide messenger RNA. It is a transcript of the gene ppardb, whose product is annotated as peroxisome proliferator-activated receptor delta b. The transcript is spliced from 8 exons. The record is from RefSeq and is a predicted model, not a curated record. Gene Ontology annotation, biological process: positive regulation of transcription by RNA polymerase II; regulation of lipid metabolic process; negative regulation of transcription by RNA polymerase II. Gene Ontology annotation, molecular function: zinc ion binding; RNA polymerase II cis-regulatory region sequence-specific DNA binding; nuclear receptor activity. NCBI's taxonomy places the organism in Eukaryota, Metazoa, Chordata, Actinopteri, Scatophagidae. Gene Ontology annotation, cellular component: nucleus. Bases 460 to 1965 code for a protein of 501 amino acids.